AAACGCAGGCUUUUGCGACACUAACGUAAUUCCGCUGGCGGCUCUUCUCUGUCUUCUCAAUGUCAACAGUUUGUCAAAAGUGUGGUGACCGUGGCUUUAUUGAUGCUCUGACUUACUGCAUUGUAUGCCGGGUUUGUGCUGAACAUCGUUACUGCUUUGAUAUAUUACCAAAGGUACUGAAUAAAGAUGUCAUCUGGGUGUGCGAAGAUUGUAGUUCCAGUGUUUGUGAAAGUUCUAGUCCUAUCAGUUCUAGCCAUACCCCAGAAGUGAAUGAUGAAAAACUAUGCAUCAAGACUCAAACUGUUCAAUCUAAGCCUAAAAGAUUACUCAAAAGGACUCAAUCUUUGCAAGCUGAAAAUGUGUGCAGAACAUUUGAGCUUCUGAAAUCUGUUCCUCAGGAUGAUGAGAAAGGUUUGCCACUCAAGGAACCUCAGCCUAACUCUCAAGUCCAUGCACAACCAAUUCUUGAUCCUAUUUGGAGGGGAAGUAUGAUUAUCCAAAACAGAAAUUGGACUUUGAAUGGACUAACGGCUCAUUUGUCAAACCUAGCGUGCUCAAAAGUUAGCGAUGUGACAAGCUCAUUGCCUAACUUGCUUACCUUGGAAAUACUUCCUAGGCUUGUUGUAUGGCCUAAAAGGUUUGGCAGUAUGGCAUCACAAGAUGGUGAUAUUGCCCUUUACUUCUUUCCAGAAAAUGAGAGUGAUGAAAAAGCUUUUGAUAACCUGGUAGAUGACAUGAUGUUGAAAGACCUUGCAGUGAAAACUUCAAUUGGCAAUGCUGAUCUCUUGAUCUUCACUUCUCUUCAGCUACCUUUGCAACACUGGAGAUUUCAAAGAAAGUAUUAUUUGUGGGGUUUGUUUAGCAGAGAGAAGUUCUCCAAGUCAACCUUAAAAGGAUCUCCCUGCUCAAGAUAGAGUAUUUCACUUUCAAACUCCAUAGAAAGGAUAUAUGCCUCAUUAAAAUGCCAUUUUCUUGAAGUCUUUAAAGCCUCCCACAGUGAAUGCAGGAGUCAAAACCUUUACAUGCUAGUUAUAAUACAAAAUCUAUAACAAUGGAGAUUCAUAGUUUGAUUCAGUUUGAACUAUUUUAGCCCUUAUGUUAUAUAAGAAGCAUGACACAGUAGCAAAUACUGCAUGCAUAUGAUGGACUGACUCAUCAAGUCAUGUAUGGUACUUGUUAAUGCAAUGACAUCUAUUACAAAUGAGAUUGCCUGAUGUCUGGUGGAGAAGAGAAUGCUGGUGGUGGAAUUCUGAAACAUUU
Messenger RNA from Rubroshorea leprosula, 1260 nucleotides. NCBI's taxonomy places the organism in Eukaryota, Viridiplantae, Streptophyta, Magnoliopsida, Malvales, Dipterocarpaceae. The record is from the annotation of a GenBank genome assembly.